GGGAACCCAAAUUAUUCAAAAUGAAUUCCAAAUCCAACACGCACUCACUCGACAUUGUAAUUGAGCCUCAAUUCCCGCUUUCUCCCACCUUUCCAUUUCCCCCCACUCAAUCUCCACCAUAGCAGCGACAAGUUUCGACACGCUCCGCAAAAUCCAGGUAAAAAUCGGAAGGAAAUGUAGCAAAUUUCGAAACCCUAGUUGAUUUCGUUCCCAUGUCCAGCCAUCCAGUUACUGGUGCACGCUUCCGGUUGCGCGAGAUGACGAAGGUUGCUGCGGCCGCUCAGUUGCCUGCGUCUAAUGCUCUUCAUUUUGGUGGCGGGGCUGGCGGAGGUGGGGUCUCCAAGAUCUCAACCACCACUUUGAAGAGGAAAACUCCGUCUGAGUUGCGGGGAGAACUAUUGAAGCUUAAGAAUCCAGUAGAGUCUGCUCAUGAAUCUCCGUCUCUUCCUAGUUUCAUGAGAAAUGUAGAUGGAGCAGCUUCUGGACCCAGUAAAUCAGAUUCAUCGAAAGCACCGCGAUUUACACGAAUGGAUGAACAUUUCCCAGCAACUAAAAUCAGUAGGCUGCUUUCCAGAAAGGGAACUUCUAAGGAUUAUCAUCCAAGCAAGUGUUUCAGCAGCCUGGAAGAUUCCAGUUUUCCCAUGGAAUUAAAUAGCAAACAAGGGCAGAACAUUAUGGCAUCAGAAGGUGUAACUGACUCUUCCAAUCAUAACAACUCGACUGAAAAAUGCCUUCACAAUACCUUUAAGAGUGUUAAAGAGCUAUCACAGGGUGGUGAAAACUUAAAUGGCUCCUCAUCUGUAGAUAUGGGCAAAGCUUUGAAAGGACUUGUUUCAUGUGAAUCUCGUGUUCCUUCAGUUCCACUUCCUGAGUCUAUAGAUACAGCAGGAAAUAUUGUGCCUCAUAGCUUUUGUUCAGAAAUCCAUAUACCUGGUCACAAUAUUCCACUCGAUUUAACCCUUAAAACUUCCAUGAGGUUGCAGUCUUCAUCCUCUGUCAGUUGGUUUCAUAAGUUAAUAAAUUGUGCCACCUCAAACAGUAUGAAUCUUUUUUCACAUGCUGGUUACCAAAUUCAAGGUUCCACCUGCUCAUCAGAACCUACCUCCACAAGCCAAUCACAUUCUUGGAUGUAUCCUCAAUCUAUUCUACCUCUAGCAGCCAUAUCAGCAUUGGCAUCUGCACCUGGAGACUUCCUAAGUAAAAGGCAGCAAGCAUGGGAGGAUUCAUUUCGAAGUCUUUAUUACAUGCUGAGGAAGAAAAUUUGUAAACUAUUUUAUGUGUGCAGUCCCCAGGUUGUAGUUAUGUUCACUGCAUAUGAUGGUGCAAGCAAAACCAAGUGUUCUUGCCAUGCCUAUGUAUCCCAGUCAACGAGAAAUUUAAGGUCACUUCUAAAAGCACACGACGUUUCUUUCUCAAUGCCUCUUUGUUCCUCUAAAGUAGAAGAAGUUACUGCAGAAGACAUUGUUGAACUUUCCCACAUCGAAAAACACAAUCUUGGCCAGACUCGAGCUAUGGAGUCCUUGAUUGGCGUUGAUAACACUCCACAAUCCUUAUUGAUGUUUACUGGGAACAAGAAUGUACACGCGUUGUAUUUCUUAGCUUCUUUGACUGGUGGUGAUGUUCCCGUGCUAUAUUCACCAGUUCCUUUUGAGAAUGCUUCUCUUUCAACUCCUGAGGUUAGAUGCAAACAGGUAAGACGGGUUGACUACUUGUCGUUUCAGCUCAAGGACUGUAACAAGGACAGUGAACCUAAAAGUUCGAGUGCUGGGAUCUGCUAUAGUGUUGAAAUUAAGGACACAUAUCUUCCUCCAUGGGUAAUUUCUGGCAUUUGCAAUGCUAUGAAAUGUAAUGGAGGUGACUUUCAAGCCAGUUUUUCAACCGAGCCUACUUCAACUGGCUUGAAUAUUGGUCUAGACGUAAUAACCAAAGAUCAAUCUUCUCACCUAGCUACAGCACAUGAACAAUUGCAAGAAAGUGAAAGUUCUUUUAGCAUUCCAAAUACAACUCUCUCCCUCCAAAGGCAUUCUGCCUUUCUGAAAGGACUGAAGUAUGGUGAUGGCUCUUACACAGCCUUUCUAUCGCCGAUUGGAUGAGGGGAUGCAUCACGUGUUUUUACCAUUUUGCCCUUUGUAUGGGCUUCAUAUUAUUUAUGCAAUCCUAAUUUUGCUUUGUUUUUUAUGACUUGUAUAGCUCUUCAAUCCUUUCAAUUUGAAAAUGGAAAAGGGUAAACUGUACUUUGCAUAUUUGAGGGGAGAUGACUGUAAAAGUUGGGAACAGAUCUCUGUAUAAUUCACACCAUUAAGUGCAAGGCUGUUAAAUGUAAUGGCUCAAUCUUAUUUUUAGCUACAA
This is a messenger RNA of Striga asiatica, 2349 nucleotides long. Lineage: Eukaryota; Viridiplantae; Streptophyta; Magnoliopsida; Lamiales; Orobanchaceae. The record is from the annotation of a GenBank genome assembly.